Molecule: messenger RNA, 3483 nt
Organism: Closterium sp. NIES-65
Lineage: Eukaryota; Viridiplantae; Streptophyta; Zygnematophyceae; Desmidiales; Closteriaceae
Source: the annotation of a GenBank genome assembly
AUGGACGAACCGCGUAAGCUGUCCAGACGUUCGCAAUCAUUAGGUAGCGCAAUGAGCGGCGAGUGGACAGCCAUGGCGCAGGGUCCGCCGAACGCGGAGCCAACCGCGCCGACUGGGCUCCGCCAUCGCUCCCUUUCCGCAAGCUCUCGCGGCUUUCCAGCCAUUCGAAUCGUCAUCCCCGCUGACGAGGACAACAACGCAUGCGACGACACGCGGUGCGACGACACUCCGCGCGACGACACGCCGUGCGACGACCCGUGCGACCGAGCGAGCCAUGAUGCCGCGACGCGGCCGCUCUCCGUGCAAGCCUCUCCCUUUCCCAUGCCACGUGGCAACUCCAUAGAGGUUGACCGCAUGUGGGAGGUCCACGCGUCGCCGUCCGAUUCAAAAACGACCAAUGAAACGACAAGUCGCGCUGGGAGAAGGGAGAAGAGCAAAGCGCGGAAUGCGGAAGGAGCGGGCCCGUCCGCCCGCGCGCCGAAACUGUCUCCGCUGGGUUCUGCCAGCGGGUUUGCGCGCAUGCUGCUGCAGUGGGCGCCGUCGUCAGCGCGCAACAGCCUCCGCAAGAAACGCGGCGAUUCUGCGACCUUCGGCUUUCCGGCGCCCCGGUCCCAAAGCGUUGUCCAAUCAUCGCAAAGCCAGCGCGUUGCUGACGUCAGCUCGGAGCUGAACCGUGACACGUCAGCUCGCGCGUCGGAGUCAGGUAUCGCGGCAGCAUCCGCGCGGGAACGCGCGGGACUUUCCGCGGUUCGUCCGGGGGAUGCGACGGCAGAGGAAUCGUCGCGCGGGUUUUCCGCCCGUCCGCGCACGGCGCCAAGCGGAAUCUUCAGCCGUUGGCGCUCCGCCGCGCCGCUUUCCCGCCCGAAAUCUCCGCUGUUCGGCCUGACGUACAUGGGUGCAUCCGCGCGACGGGGAGUAAGCGGCGCGUUGCCCGAAGGAAACGAGCUGUGCGAAUUUGGCGAUACAGCGGCGUCGGCGGACACGAAUAACGGAGCAGCUUACAACGGAGACAGGCUCCGCUCUAUAUUUGAACAGGGGACGAGCUUUUCGGCGGCUAGUGAACGGCCGUGGAGCAGCGGAGGGUGGGGCGUGGCGGAAGGGGCGGGGGAAAGCGUUUCGGAGCGCGGAGAUGCGGAGAGGGAGGAUAUAGAGCGGCGCGUUUCGUACAGUAGCAGCAUUGCUGGUGCGGCUGGUAGUGUGGUUAGCAGCAGCACUGCGGCUUAUACUGAAGGUGCUUAUAGCGAGUCGCUGAUCAUCCAGCACACGGAUCGUGACACGGAUUGCGAGAGUGUGACGUCAGCAUCUAGCUGCAGCGGGUACGACGCACUUGCGUGGGGGGGGAGCGCGCCGAUGGGCGGAGGAAAUGCGCCAAUGGGCGGAGGGAAUGCGGUGAUCGGCGGAGAAAAUGCGCGGCUGGGGGAAACUCUUGCUGAUGGGGGCGGCGGAGACUUCGCGACCCUCUGGCGGAGCCUCCCCCGCGAUCUGCGGCGCACGCGGUCGCUGCACAGCCCGCGGGAAAGCGAACAGGGGUUUCCCGGGGGGAAUGCGGGGGGAGGUUUUGGGGGGGAAACGAGGGGGAAUGGUGGACACGUAACGACUGGUAGCAUGCGACGUGUGGGUAGUCUAGAGAUGCUACCACCUGUAGCGCAUGAAACAUUUGUAGCAGCUGUAGCAGGGGCAGCAGGUGUAGCAGGGGCAGCUAGCGCAGGCCCGUUUACCCCCUCCGCGCACGCCCCCGCGGAUCUACCCCCCCCGUCCCCGCGGUCUGCUGGCGGCGCCGCGUGGGUGGUGAGCGUGCCGUCCUUCGCGCAGCACCGCCUGCGCGUCGCGUCCGCGGAGAGGGCCGCACGCGGAGGGGGCGAGGGGCGGGGAGGGGGCGAGGGGCGCGGGGGAGACCCACACUCACAGGACCAGCAGCUGCUGCAGGAGGAAGAGCAGGAAUGGCAGGUUCGGCAGCAGGGUUGGGAGCAGGAGCGGCAGCAGGAGAGGCAGCUGUUGCCUAGGGCGCACAGGCGGACACGCAGCCUUCAUGCAGGCGACAUGGAGAAGGUCCGGCUGGAGCACCCAACCGUGCCGUACCUAACCGUGCUGCACUCACAAGAGCAGCAGCAGCAGCAGCAGCAGCAGCAGCAGCAGCAGCAGCAGCAGCAGCAGCAGCAGCAGCAGCAGCAGCAGCAGCAACAGCAGCUGUUGAGAGCGCACAGGCGGACGCGCAGCCUGCAUGCGGGCGACAUGGAGUGGAUGAGACUGGAGCAGAUCGGCGAGUUCACCAUCCCCUCGUUGCAGCAGCAGAGCGGGGAGGAUUCUGUGCUCUCUCACGCCCACUCAUCGCCGUCCAUGCGCCUCCUCUCCUCCUCCCCAUCCGAGCCUUUCCUCUCGCCCUCGCUCCACCCUCCCCUCUGCUUGCGGCGCUCCCCCCGCUCGUCUCGCCUGCUUCCCGUUUCUCCCAGAGCCGCUGCUGCUCGACAACCCUCGGUGCCGCAACCAACCGCGCCGCACCCAACUGCGCUGCACCUAGCCGUGCCGCACCCACAGGACCAGCAGCAGCAGCCGCAGCGGCUGCUGCCGAGGUCUCACAGGAGGACGCGCAGCCUGCAUUCAGGGGACGUGGAAUGGAUGAGACUGGAGCAGAUUGAUGAGUUCAACAUCCCCUCCUUCCACCACUACUCGCCCUUCCCUCUCCACCACUCGCCUUCCCCUCUCCAUCACGCCCUCCCUUCCCCGUCCGCGCCCCUCCUUCCCCCCUCCCCAUCCGCGCUCCGCCGCUCCCCCUCGCUGCAAUCACGCCUCCGCUCGCCCCGCUCGCCCCACCUGCCUCCCUUUUCUCCCAGAGUAGCUGCUGGAAGAACGACACUGCCGCUCUCAACCGCACAGCACCCAACCGCGCCGAACCCAUCAGCACACUCGAGAUUCCCCAAAUCACAGAGCUUCAAUUCGUCUUCCCCUAUCUCUUCCAUUCGCGCAUCCGUUUGCGUUUUGGUUCCACCUAUGCCGCAUCGGCCGCCCAUGCGUUCGCCAUCCAGCAAGGGACCCAGCAGGAGCACUCUUUUACUUCUAGAGGCGCCUCAUAAACCCGCCAUGUGUUCCCCAUCCGGCAAGGGACCUGGUAGAAGCUCUUGCAGCAGCUUUGAGUUGCCGCUGCCCAAGGGAGGGCACUCACUUAACGGAUUUGCGGGUAACACUGCCUUUGGGACGCCUGAAACUGCACCAGCUGCCUAUGGGACGGAGGCUAAUUCUGGAGGAGGGGAAGAGGGUGGGUUUAGGGGUGCCACUGCCGGUUCUGCACCUCCCAGUUCCCCGCAGGCGGUUACUGCACCUCCAGUUGUGGUAUCAGCCCCAGGAGGGGUUGUGUCAGCAGCACCGUUACCACCGGUUGUAACUUGGAGUCCAGAGGCGGUAGCAGCACCUGUACGCGUGGCGUCACGCGAUUGGGUAGAGGAUUCGUAUUGCUUCCUGAAGGAUGAGGAUGGGGUUGUGGGAUGA